Parasteatoda tepidariorum (common house spider) is the source of this 1640-nucleotide messenger RNA. It is a transcript of the gene Pus1, whose product is annotated as Pseudouridine synthase 1. Gene Ontology annotation, cellular component: nucleus. Lineage: Eukaryota; Metazoa; Arthropoda; Arachnida; Araneae; Theridiidae. Gene Ontology annotation, biological process: mRNA pseudouridine synthesis; tRNA pseudouridine synthesis. The record is from RefSeq and is a predicted model, not a curated record. Gene Ontology annotation, molecular function: RNA binding; pseudouridine synthase activity.
UAAAAGUUCGUAAAUACAAGAUUUUUUAAACUGUUGAAACGGUUUUUUGAAUUGAUUAAAAAAAUUUAACAUUUUAUCGCUUUGAAACGACAGAAAGAAACCUAACAAUUUUUUCAGAUUUUGCCGAUUGAAAUUGACAUCAUUAUCAUUUAACUGAUCAAUUUUACUUGUUUAUAAAUGUAUGUCUUUUGUGGUUAUGCUCAUUACACGUUUUAUAUGUGGCCUCAAUAAAUGCUAUCGAUUUUCUUGUUGUUCUCAAAAACUGAAUUUGUUUCUCCAUAACAAUAUGGAUUCAACUAAAAGACAGAAUGAAGAUUCUCAUAGUGAAGAUGCUGAAGUUUCAAAAAAAUUGAAAACUGAUAAUGAGGUUCUGAACAAAGUAUUUGAAAAUUCUAACAGAGUUCGCAAACCCAAGAAGAUUGUUCUUCUCUUGAGUUACUUAGGAAAGGACUUUUAUGGAUUGCAGAGAAAUCAAAAUGUAAAUACCGUUGAAGAAGAGUUAUUAAAAGCUCUUCUAAAAGCCAAUAUAAUCUUAGAAGAUGAGUUUAAUCAUCCAAAAACUAUGAAGUUUCAAAGAGCUGCUCGAACAGAUAAAGGUGUUUCUGCAGUCCGAAACAUAGUCUCUUUAAAGAUACCCAUAAAAGAAAUAUGUGAAACCCUUCCACAAAAAAUCAACCAGUACCUUCCACCUGAAGUUAGAGUUGUUGCUUAUAAAAGAGUAACUCAGGCUUUUGAUGCAAAAAUUGCUUGUGAUGCUAGAACUUACUCUUAUAUGCUACCAACAUUUGCCUUUGCCCCAAAUGUUGAGGGAAGUUCAGAAGAAUACCGUAUAACUGAUGAACGAGUUCAAGAAGUAAAUGUUUUCUUGAAGAGUUUUUUAGGAACCCAUAACUAUUACAACUUUACAUCUGGGAGAUUGCCUGGUGAUCCAAGUUGCAAAAGAUACAUGAUGUCUUGUGAGUGCUCUUCUCCGUUUGAAUCCAGUGGCAUAGAAUUUACAGUUAUUCAAGUGAAAGGUCAGAGCUUCAUGUUGCAUCAGAUUCGUAAAAUGGUAGGAUUAGCUAUUGCAUAUAUGAGGAAUUUGACUGGUGAGGACAUUUUAAAAAAGACUUGGGAAAAUGAAAGGAUAGACAUUCCAAAAGCUCCAGGCCUUGGUUUAAUGUUAGAAGAACUCCACUAUGAUUGGUAUGAUACAAAAUAUGGCUCUGAUGGUAUUCACGAACCUUUAAAAUGGGACCAGUACAAAGAUGUAAUUGAAACUUUUAAAAAAGAGAAAAUUUGUGCAAAUAUAGCCAAAACUGAAAGAGAAGAAAAAUCUAUGCUACAAUGGCUUCAAACUUUGCCUCAUCACAGUUAUGAUGUCAGAGAUGCUGGGCCACCAUCUAUGUUACCUCCUAAGCUAGUGCAAGCGAAUCAACAAAAUGCAUUAAACGUCAUUAGUACUGAUGUUGUAGAUAAGGAGACUGAAUUAGUUAAAGACUGUGAUAAAGCAUCUGAAUUAGUUAAUGCCGGUGAAAAAGUGACUGAAUUAGUUGAAGAAAAUGAGAAGAUUAGUAUGAAUAUUGAUAUUUCUGAUGUAAAUUCAGAUCUUUCUAGAAAAAUUAAUGAAUCUGAAAUAAAAUGUGAAAGUUAAUGUUUCA